UGUGAUAGGCCACUGUGUCUCCCUGAGCCCUGGGGCUGGCUGCCUGGUCCUCCUGUGUUCCUGCUUCCUGGCCCUGGCACCCGGAACACAGGGUCCCCCAGCCGCAAUAAAGCAGAGAGAUUGGUCCUCAGCCAUUCCUACCGACAGUCCCCAUUGCCCUGGGACACCCCUGAAUGUACAGCCUAUAGGAGAAGCUGUGGCCUCACCCAAAAAAUGCAGGGUAUCCGGCCUCACCCCGGGGACAGCAUGGCCCAGCUGGGCAGAGAAGUGGACGACUUCCUCAUGUACUUCAUACUGAUGGAGAAGAUCCCCGUGGGCACCCGUGUGGUGGAACCCGGCAGACUGUGCUGCAUGAGCGAGGAGGCCUACAUCCAGAGCGUGUCGGCGGACCAGAAUCCAGCGCACUCCCUCUACGUCUCAGUGAUAGAGGAGAACGUCCAAGUCGACGCAGACGUGGAGGUGCUGCAGGCUCUGACCAGGAAACAGGCUGCUAUGCUGCUGGCCAUUCCCAGCCCCACGGAGCGGCUCAGCUGCUUCCUGGAACGGACACUCCUGCAGCAGGCCGUCCAAGCAGAGGUCGGGCAGCAGGUCCUGGUGGAGCACGAGCAGAGGCUUUUCCCAGCCCUGUUGCAUUAUGUGGGCAGCACCCUGAACAGCAACACCUUACUGCCCCCUGUCUGCUUCGGAGUGGAGCUGGAGGGGGAAGGUGAAGGCAGAGGGAAUAUUGAUGGAUCUUAUAAAGGGGUGAUCUUCUUCAAAUGCAAGAAGGAUAGUGGCCUUCUCUUACCAUUCAACAAGAUCAUCUUCUGUGGAAUGCCACCAGCGGUCGAAGUGGGGACCCCUUCUCCACAGAGAAGUUCCUCCAAAUCUGAGGAUAGAUUAUCGGGCGAGCUACUGAGCAUUCGGCUGGACACUGUAGUAAAGGAGGAGACGGCUUCUGCAAAAGAUAAUCCAAGCUCUGCCAGUGAAUUGAAGAUCCCCAGUAAUGGGGAGAAGGUGAAAGAAAAUAUUAGAGACAGAUACUUGGAUGUAAACUCUCUGGUACAGAUCCAGUACAAGGAGGAAGAACUGGCGUUUGGGAUCAUUAGAUGGUUGGGAUACCUGCCCCAAAAGGAGGACGCAAUGGCUGGAGUGGAGCUGGAGGAAGAUAAAGGUUGCACCGACGGCAUGUGGUGUGGUCACCGGUAUUUUUUCUGCCCGGCGAAACGGGGAAUCUUUCUGAAACUGAAAGCUUGCCAGCCGGAUACUCGCUUCUUGUCCAACAGAGACGGUCAGCCAAAGAGCCUGGAGGUCACAGAGCACGGAACGGAUGAUAGUCAGCGGGUUCUGGGGAAGGUCCCCCCUCUGCAGGAACAAGCAGCAGUGGAGGUUUUAGAAGGAGAUAUGAGGGGGAUUCAAGGACAUUGCAACUCCUGCUACAUGGAUGCUGCGCUUUUCAGUCUCUUCUCCUGCAGCUCCAUUCUAGACUCUCUUCUCUUCAAGCCAUCGUAUUUCCCAAAUGGACAAAUCCAGCAGACCCUGCGGGAGGAGAUUGUGAACCCCUUGCGCAAGAAAGGCUUCGUGUCCGCGGACAGCGUGAUGAACCUCCGACAUCAGCUGAUGCAGGAAAGCCAGUGCCCCAGCUUCACUACUUCCGAGAAAGAUCCUGAAGAGUUCCUGAAUGUGAUCAUGCACCGUAUCCUGGGAGCGGAUCCUCUCCUGAAGCUGCAGUCGCAGGGCCGGGGGGUGCAGGAGUGUUACUGCUACCAGAUCUUUAUAGAGAAGAAGCAGGAGAUGACCGUGCCCAACGUCCAGCAGCUCCUGGAGCAGUCCUUCCAUCACUCUAACCUGAAGCUUACUGAGGUUCCAUCCUGCUUUAUCAUCCAGAUGCCGCGAUUCGGGAAGGAGUACAAGAUGUUCAGUAAAAUAGUCCCGUCUCUACAGCUGGACAUCACAGAUCUGCUGCUCAACAGUCCCAGGGAGUGCGUGGUGUGUGGACAUUUGGCCACUCAAGAAUGUGCCGAAUGCUUCAAGGAUGUCAUCCUCUCCGACCACGGCCUGAAGCAGUACUGCUCGGUGUGCUGUAUACAGGUUCACACUCAUCACAAGAGGAAGGACCACAAGCCUGUCCCUCUAAAGGUCCCUAAGGGCUUCCUGAAAGAUCCGGGCCUGAGCAAGAUCCCGCGGGAGACCCUGGAGCUGUUUGCCGUGCUGUGCAUAGAGACCAGUCACUAUGUUUCCUUUGUGAAGUACGGCGCAGGGACAGACAGCUGGAUAUUCUUUGACAGCAUGGCCGACCGAUUUGGUAGUGAGAACGGGUACAACAUCCCCCGGGUCAGCCGUUGCCCAGAAGUGGCCACUUACCUGUCUUCUCCGCUGGAAGAACUCGUCAGCCAGAACCCGCGUGAGAUGAAAGGCGUGGCUAAGCGGCUCUUCUGUGACGCCUACAUGUACAUGUAUCAGAGCAAGAGGAUGGCCCUCUACAAAUGAGAGAUAUAAACGCUGAGUAUCGCAUUUAGCAGGAUACCUGGCCGCCUUUUCCCAUGGUCCUGUGACCUGUAUGCUGGACAUAUAUCUGGGAUAAACUGUCAGCAUCGGACUCCAUGUGGAAUUAUACUGGAAGGAGGUCACCCCUCCAUCACUCAGAGGAUAUCUAAUCCCCCAUCUUCAUGUCCCGGACUGAGCCAAGUGUGACUGUGAUGUGAGUACACAAUCAUACACAGAAUGCUUUCAUUGCUGGUUGCAGAAUGAGGAACGUUGUGUACAUUGCACAUUCCUACACAGGAGCCUGUAUGCCCAGCUGACCACCAGGGGGAGCUUCCCUCCCAGAGGAGGAGACCACCACCAGCUCACAGGUGAUAGAGGUCAGCCUAGGUGUUACAGCAGGAGCACAAGGUGCAGAGUGCGGGGUGACUGGCCUUACACCUAUACCUGUUAUGCAAAGCAUUGUUUUAUAUCUAGUGAAUAAUAUGUACAGUGCUGGACCUGGAUCUGCGUACGCCACAAAUUGUGGCUGUAACUUUCUUGAUUUUUUUUGUGUGUAAAAUCUCAGGGUUCUGUAAAGAUCUUUAUAAUGGCGUAAAUAAAACAAGAUUGUGCGCA
This is a messenger RNA of Pseudophryne corroboree (corroboree frog), 3081 nucleotides long. Its product is annotated as ubiquitin carboxyl-terminal hydrolase CYLD-like. The record is from RefSeq and is a predicted model, not a curated record. The transcript is spliced from 16 exons. NCBI's taxonomy places the organism in Eukaryota, Metazoa, Chordata, Amphibia, Anura, Myobatrachidae. Gene Ontology annotation, molecular function: K63-linked deubiquitinase activity; cysteine-type deubiquitinase activity. Gene Ontology annotation, cellular component: cytosol. Bases 214 to 2469 code for a protein of 751 amino acids. Gene Ontology annotation, biological process: protein K63-linked deubiquitination.